AUGCCGGCGUUGCAUCCUUCUCAGGCAGCUGCCAUUGCCAAUAUCAAAGCCCAGGCAGCAGCGCUUAAACCAGACGCUCUCCAAACCAUCUCACACAUUUUGCGCAUGUCCAACAUCCCAAUAGCGAGGCUAGAUGGUAUCCGAAAGACUGUAGUUCAGCAUGCCCGGGUUGCGUUGCAUUUUCACCCCGAUCGUCCGUCUCGUAGUGGGCGUACCGUCGUUGAGUCCCUCUUAAAGGACGACACAUGCCGGAAUCAAUUCGAAACUGGCAUCUCCAACGGCCUUGUUGCGACUCAGCUGGGCGGUGCGCGAGACGAGUGGGAGCGAAGCCUUUUCAGCGGUGCAUAUCAUGACACUGGCAACCCAGAUACUGCGGCGAAUGCCUUCGAUCCGACACUAAGACCAAAAUACGGUGCUUUGGACUUGAUGCGUAAUUCUGACGGGCCAGCUCCGCGAUUCGGGUCUUGCUAUUUCUUACUUCGACCAGUAGUGUCGUCUCGGUCUACGUUUACCUUUGGUGGUUCUCAAGCAAUCCCAAAAGAAAGAGGCACAGCGGAUGAAUUCGAUGGGAUAUUAGCCGCUCUCUUGGAAGAAUCCUUCACGCGAGAUACAGCUCUGGGUGUAGAAAAAGUACGACCGAAAAGGAUGGUGGAGUAUAUCGACGCAUUGAGCAAAUCGCCUCUCGUAAAAGAUAUUUACCAAAGACCACCAAGCCGUAACCUGGAUCACUUGAUCGAGGCGCAGAUCCACGGCGAUGUUCUUCUUUCACGAGAUGUCGAAGCCCUGAUUGUCGAUCCGUCGUUUUUCACGCGAGGCGGCACUGGGCUCCUUCUCCUGGCUCUAGGCGAAACAUAUAAAUUCCCAGUCUUUGCACAUCACGGAUUCCAGCUGUCUUCGGGGAGUAUUCCUAGUGACUUCCGAGGGCCAACGAUGCCACCCUUGGCGGCUCAAAUUGCGCUUAAUGGCAUCGUGGAUGUACAGAUUAUUGGAGAGGCAGUGAAAGAUUGGGUUGCUUGUGCUGAUUUGCUGGGGGAUAGAGGAGAUUUAGACCAAGGAUUGCAGGAGUUGAAGCUGUUAUGGCAUGUUUUAGUUCGGUACGGAUAA
Messenger RNA from Trichoderma aggressivum f. europaeum, 1104 nucleotides. RefSeq lists its product as uncharacterized. NCBI's taxonomy places the organism in Eukaryota, Fungi, Ascomycota, Sordariomycetes, Hypocreales, Hypocreaceae. The record is from RefSeq and is a predicted model, not a curated record. The coding region runs from base 1 to 1104 and encodes 367 amino acids. The transcript has a single exon.